AUGAUCAUCGAAGCCAUGUUGAUCGGAGGCUUUAGCUUCACUGCCGUCUGCGCUGUCUCGGCAUCAGGUGCUGUAGACAAGAUCGCAGAAGAGUCAGGACUGCAGGAGAAGGGGGAGCUGGACAAAUGGAGGCAAAAGAACGAGUUUGACAUGCGCGACCUCCUCGACGUCGAUGACUUCAUUAAGGAUGUGAAAGAAGAAAUCGGGCUAGAGGUUGAAGAGAAAGAGGAAACCCCAAAGAACGACACUGAAAAGCCUGAAGUGGAGGCAGGAAACAUCUGA
Molecule: messenger RNA, 282 nt
Organism: Guillardia theta CCMP2712
Lineage: Eukaryota; Cryptophyceae; Pyrenomonadales; Geminigeraceae
Exons: 3
Coding region: 1-282 (93 amino acids)
Source: RefSeq, a predicted model, not a curated record